This is a messenger RNA of Lachnellula hyalina, 2037 nucleotides long. RefSeq names its product Serine palmitoyltransferase (gene lcb2). The record is from RefSeq and is a predicted model, not a curated record. NCBI's taxonomy places the organism in Eukaryota, Fungi, Ascomycota, Leotiomycetes, Helotiales, Lachnaceae. Gene Ontology annotation, cellular component: serine palmitoyltransferase complex. Gene Ontology annotation, biological process: sphingosine biosynthetic process; ceramide biosynthetic process. The transcript has a single exon. Gene Ontology annotation, molecular function: pyridoxal phosphate binding; serine C-palmitoyltransferase activity. Bases 1 to 2037 code for a protein of 678 amino acids.
AUGCCUCAAAGAAUUCCUCGAAACCCGUUUGCCAGUUCUACCACCACCACGGUUACUACGCCGUCAGAUAAACCUGCGCCUAGGAGGCCAUCUACGUCCAAGGGUAACAGACUAGCACAAUUCUUUACUACCUCACCCAAGGGCAAGGAGCAACAGUCUGCACAAGCAGCUCUCCUAUCUGCGGUACAGGCGCAACAGCAAUACCUACUCAACAACCCAUCGCCCCAUAUCAGCGCUCCCUCACUGUCAUUACCGACAAUUUCUCUUUCAACAGCAAAGGCCGGCGAAGCAAAUAUGGAUGAACCACCUACCACGCUUUUUCAACCACCCUCUGUCGCAGAGGCAAACAAACAGGCGAGAAUAGACGCACAGUUCGGUCCUCUCGGAGCCCAAAGCCAUCGCUAUGUUAGCAAGCACAUGGGAGGAGAGCUCGCGGAGCCCAUUAUCGACGAACCGCCCUACUACUACCUCUUAACAACUUAUAUCAGCUACCUUGUCUUAAUAGUCUUUGGACAUGUUAGAGACUUCUUCGGAAAGCGUUUCAAGCCAGACCAUUACAGACACCUCAAGGACGCCAAUGGCUAUGCAGCCUUGAACAGCGAUUUCGACAACUUCUAUGUCCGCAGGCUCAAGUUACGUAUCGACGACUGCUUCGCUCGACCAAUCACAGGAGUUCCGGGUAGAUACAUCACUUUGAUCGACAGGAAAACGAGUGACUUCAACAGAAACUACCAAUUCACUGGCACAUACACCGAAACGUUAAAUAUGAGCUCCUACAAUUAUCUUGGUUUCGCUCAGUCCGAGGGUCCAUGUGCGGAUGCUGUCGAGGAAACCAUUAAGAAGUAUGGAAUCAGUGCCGUAAGCCCUCGAGCUGAUUGUGGAACUACUGAUCUGGCCUUGGAGGUUGAAGACAAGAUUGCAAAGUUUGUUGGUAAGCCAUCGGCCAUGGUUUUCUCUAUGGGAUUCGCUACAAAUGCUUCCUCGUUCCCUGCAUUGGUUAGCAAGGGAUCGCUCAUUAUCUCUGAUGAGUUGAACCACGCCUCUAUCCGUGUUGGAGCUCGUCUGUCAGGCGCAAUGAUUACCUCAUUCAAACACAACGAUAUGGCUGAUCUUGAGAAAACCUUGCGUGAGGCCAUUUCCCAAGGACAACCUCGCACUCACCGCCCGUGGAAGAAGAUUCUCCUGGUUGUUGAGGGUCUGUACUCUAUGGAAGGAACGAUGUGUGACCUGCCCGGCAUACUCAAGCUCAAGAAGAGAUAUAAGUUCCAUCUGUUUGUUGACGAAGCCCACUCUAUUGGCGCGCUUGGUCCUCGUGGCCGCGGUGUCUGCGAUUACUUCGGCAUUGAUCCCGCAGAGAUUGAUAUCCUUAUGGGAACAUUGACAAAGUCCUUUGGCGCCAAUGGCGGUUACGUUGCUGCCGACAAGCACAUCAUCGACAAGCUUCGUGCUACGAAUGCAGCUACCAUUUACGGAGAAUCACCUACGCCUCCCGUCCUCAUGCAAAUUCUUAGUGCCCUCAAAAUCAUCAAUGGCGAUAUUGUUCCCGGACAAGGUGAAGAGCGUCUCCAACGUAUUACUUUCAACUCGAGAUAUCUCCGCCUGGGAUUGAAGCGUCUCGGAUUCAUUGUGUAUGGUCAUGAUGACUCUCCGAUUAUCCCCAUCGUUCUGUACAACCCUGCCAAGAUGCCAGCCUUCUCCCACGAAAUGCUCCGCCGCAAGAUCUCCGUCGUCAUUGUCGGAUACCCCGCUACUCCACUCGUCUCUUCCCGCGCUCGUUUCUGUGUCUCUGCUGCUCACAACAAGGAUGACAUGGACCGUGUCCUCGCAGCAUGUGAUGAGAUCGGAAACGUCCUCCAGCUUAAGUUCUCCACCGGUGUAGCCGGCGGGGCGGAACACCUCCCAGAUGGUGUGACCCCAGAAAUGGAAAAGGAGUGGCAGAAGGCAAACGGUCUGCAAGGGAUCGUCACCCCACCCCGCUGGACACUUAGAGAGGUCAUUGCAAAUGGUGUGGCGGACGUCAAGCAGCCUUUACGGUAA